Molecule: messenger RNA, 2698 nt
Organism: Choloepus didactylus (southern two-toed sloth)
Lineage: Eukaryota; Metazoa; Chordata; Mammalia; Pilosa; Megalonychidae
Gene: GPR27
Product: G protein-coupled receptor 27
Exons: 1
Coding region: 311-1438 (375 amino acids)
Biological process (GO): G protein-coupled receptor signaling pathway
Cellular component (GO): plasma membrane
Molecular function (GO): G protein-coupled receptor activity
Source: RefSeq, a predicted model, not a curated record
GGGAGGAGGAAGAGGAUGCGAGGGGCUGCGGGCGGCGGCAAGGCCCUGUCCGCAGUAGAGCCCGCGGCGCCCAGGGUGCAGGGAGUGGCCGUCGCCUCCUACGCUCACCAUUCCUGAGAUGGCGGCAGCGGCGGUGCGGCGGCGGCGGCUCGCGGAGCCGAGGAGGGGCUGGCCAGGCGCGGGCUGAGCCCCGCCGGCCCGGGAGUUCGCCCGGGAUCCGCACGGCAGCGAAGCCCGGGCUGGCGGCCUGCGGGUGCUGCGAGGCCGGGGGCGGCCCCGGAGCGGAACGCACGGCCUUGGAGAGGCCGCGAUGGCGAACGCCAGCGAACCGGGAGGCGGCGGCGGGGAGGCGGCCGCCCUGGGCCUCAAGCUAGCCACGCUCAGCCUCCUCCUGUGCGUGAGCCUGGCGGGCAACGUACUGUUCGCGCUACUCAUCGUGCGGGAGCGCAGCCUGCACCGCGCCCCGUACUACCUGCUGCUCGACCUGUGCCUGGCCGACGGGCUGCGCGCGCUCGCCUGCCUCCCGGCCGUCAUGCUGGCUGCACGGCGCGCCGCGGCCGCCGCUGGGGCGCCGCCGGGCGCGCUCGGCUGCAAGCUGCUCGCCUUCCUGGCCGCGCUCUUCUGCUUUCACGCCGCCUUCUUGCUGCUCGGCGUGGGCGUCACCCGCUACCUGGCCAUUGCGCACCACCGCUUCUACGCGGAGCGCCUGGCCGGGUGGCCGUGCGCCGCCAUGCUAGUGUGCGCCGCCUGGGCGCUGGCGCUGGCCGCGGCCUUCCCGCCGGUGCUGGACGGCGGCGGUGGCGACGAUGAGGACGCGCCCUGCGCCCUGGAGCAGCGGCCCGACGGCGCCCCCGGCGCGCUCGGUUUCCUGCUGCUGUUGGCCGUGGUAGUGGGCGCCACGCACCUCGUCUACCUCCGGCUGCUCUUUUUCAUCCACGACCGCCGCAAGAUGCGGCCAGCGCGCCUCGUGCCAGCCGUCAGCCACGACUGGACCUUCCACGGCCCCGGCGCCACAGGCCAGGCGGCCGCCAACUGGACGGCGGGCUUUGGCCGUGGGCCCACGCCGCCCGCGCUUGUCGGCAUCCGGCCCGCGGGGCCUGGCCGCGGCACGCGCCGCCUCCUCGUGCUCGAGGAGUUCAAGACGGAGAAGAGGCUGUGCAAGAUGUUCUACGCCGUCACGCUGCUCUUCCUGCUCCUCUGGGGGCCCUACGUCGUGGCCAGCUACCUGCGGGUCUUGGUGCGGCCCGGCGCGGUACCCCAGGCCUACCUGACGGCCUCCGUGUGGCUGACCUUCGCGCAAGCUGGCAUCAACCCCGUCGUGUGCUUCCUCUUCAACCGGGAGCUGAGGGACUGCUUCAGGGCACAGUUCCCCUGCUGCCAGAGCCCCCAGACUACCCAGGGGACCCUCCCCUGCGACCUGAAAGGCAUUGGCUUAUGAGGGAGUCCCCUGCCACACAUCCCCCCAACCCAGCCUUUCCCUUUGGUUAGGACAGUGACGUCGUUUCUCCCCUUUUUAAGUUUCUAAGCUGCCUUCAAAUGACUCUUGAAGUGGAUAAGCACUUGGAUUGUACAGACUCAUUUUUUUGGGUGGGGGAUGGGUUUCUAUGUUCCGACCCCACUCCAGUUCCGUGCAUUCGUCCUCCUAAAUAUAUUUUCAUCCUGACCAGAAUCCCUGCAGUCUUUUUGUACUGGCACUGAUGUCUUUUAUUCCAUGUGUUAUUCCUUUUAUUUAUUUUUUUAAAUAAGCUGCAGUUAUUUUCUUCAUACAACGUUUCCUAAAGACCAUGGCCAGUUUUCUACAGAAGCUAUUUUUGACAACCUCAAGUGGCAUUACACUUUGCAGUGAAGUAUAGGAACCUAGGGAGACUUCACAAGUUAAUUUCUUGAGGGUGUUCUGUUGGAAGCAGGAAAAAGGGCAACGAUGACGACAACAAAACGUCUUAAUUUCCCUCUGAAUUGCCUGUUGUGGGGUCAGUUGUGCUGCUACCGGUUCUUUGGAAGUGUGGAGAACUUUGUGCUGUGUUGAUAUUGAACUUAAAGAGCAGAAAUGGGAGGCCGUAGCAAGGUAGUCAUUUUUUUAAGCAGUAAAAAUGACUUGUUUCCUACGUUACUGAAUACACCACUAGAAAAUACAUUUUAACGUCAACUGCUCUCUGUAUUAUAUCAAUCUUGAGUGGAAACAUUUCUGUAAAAUUGCAACUUUUAAAAGAGUAAAAAGUGUUUUGGUUAAUAAUGGUGUGGAGAAAAUACAGUAUUGCAUGUUUUUGUACGUACUGAUCGUGGUUCACAGAUCUGGAGGGCUCCAAGAUGCAGAGUAUUAAAUCAAAUUUGCUUUAGGUAUUUUUUGCCAAUAAAAAUUAAAAUAAUUUCAUGGAAACAGCUUGUGCUUUGAAAAGCCCAGUUUUACUCUGUCUUAUGAAACUAGUUUCCAUUUUGAAAAGUGUUCUGUUGCUCAUGGUAUAAAUGAAUGGAAUAUAAUGAUACCCUACUUUUAGGAGAUAAAGCAUUUCCUUAAAAUGUUUGCUAGGUUAAGGUAUACUGUUCUGAUGGUUAUUUUAAAUUGAUGAGAACUAUAAUUUUAAAUAAUGUUUCUUUGUUAGACACAUUGUAAUCUUAAACUGAAAGAAUAAAUUCUGCAAGUACUGUAUAAUAUUUUUUGCUUAUAAUGCUACAUUUUUAUUAAUGUACCUUCUGUUUU